AAAUUCCUAAUCCGUGCGAGAUAAAAAAAAGUAAGAUACGAGCGAAGGGCGAGUAACCUUUGCAGCGAGGAACAAGGAUCAGGGCAAAAAUCGGCAAAGUGUAGCCAUGAAGUUGAAUAUCUGACUGUCUGCUUUGUGAGGGAAGCCGAUCGUAACUGAUCCGACUAAGAUUGACCUUGAACAAGAUGGUCAGGGGGGCGCUGUUACUACUCUUGCUAGUCCUGUUCGGUGCCUUCGACGUUCCUGGCAUUGGGAGAAUUCGUCUCAGAUAUCUGGCGGAGGCUGAUAACACCUGUAACGGUUGCAGGAUGCACGAGGAGACCAGAGCCCUUAGCCUUGAAGCCAUCAAGGAACAGAUAUUGAACAAGCUGGGCUUGAAACAAGCUCCGAACAUGACGGGCAGAGCUCUGCCGAGAAUCCCGGCAAUUUCGAAGCUGAUGGACAUAUACGGGAUGCAAGCCGAUCAACCUCAACCACUCGAGCCCGGUAUCACGCACCACGAGGAGAUCGACGAGUACGCUGCUAAAACGGAAAGCGUCGUCGCCCUGGCGCAACCUCAUCAGAGAAUACGGCACUCGAAAGGCAGCCUCGACUUUCUCUAUUUCAAAUUCUCCGACAAGGUGGUUCAGCAUCGCGUGACCAAGGCAGAAUUAUCCCUGUGGAUAUGGGGUAGCAAUCAACCGGAAGAAGGGGGGGGGCCGGUGACGAUCACGUUGCAGAGGAUUCUUCGUGGUGGCACUGAGACCGAAGGGCCGUCGUUACGCCCAUCUUUGACCACGAAACAUCCUCGACCGGUCGGCUGCAGGGGUAACUGGGUAACGAUCGAGUUGACAAAAAUGGUUGCCGAAUGGUUUAAGCAUCCUAGGGACAAUCUCGGAGUAGCUCUAAACGUCUCCGGUCCCGCCGGUCCCGCCGGUCUCGCCGCUCAUUGCAAAAAUUCGAAAUUGGUCGAGACUAAUCCCGGAGCCGAGUACGCGCCGUACCUCGAGGUACAGACGCAAGAACUCGAUUCUAGAAGGGGCGCAAGGAUCAAGAGAAACGUAGGACUCAAUUGUGAUGAAACCAGCCAGGAGACCAGGUGUUGUCGAUACAAACUCACCGUCGACUUUGAGAAGUUUGGCUGGGAUUGGAUAAUCGCGCCGAAAAAGUACGACGCCAAUUACUGUUCGGGCGACUGCCCCAUGGCUUUUCUGCCAACGUACCCCAACACUCACAUCGUCAGCCUGGCGGAACCUCCCAAGAACUCUGGUCCAUGUUGCGCCCCGAGGAAACUCUCCGAGAUCACGAUGCUCUACUUUGACAACGAGUAUCAAAUCGUGUUCUCGCGAUUACCAGGCAUGGUCGUCGAGAGAUGUGGAUGCUCAUAAUCCACCUUACAGCUCGACGGAACUGCAAUGAUUAC
Molecule: messenger RNA, 1402 nt
Organism: Habropoda laboriosa
Lineage: Eukaryota; Metazoa; Arthropoda; Insecta; Hymenoptera; Apidae
Product: growth/differentiation factor 11-like
Exons: 3
Coding region: 186-1367 (393 amino acids)
Biological process (GO): SMAD protein signal transduction
Cellular component (GO): extracellular region
Molecular function (GO): cytokine activity; growth factor activity
Source: RefSeq, a predicted model, not a curated record